Molecule: messenger RNA, 5064 nt
Organism: Salvelinus sp. IW2-2015
Lineage: Eukaryota; Metazoa; Chordata; Actinopteri; Salmoniformes; Salmonidae
Product: tyrosine-protein phosphatase non-receptor type 11
Biological process (GO): positive regulation of ERK1 and ERK2 cascade; protein dephosphorylation
Cellular component (GO): cytoplasm
Molecular function (GO): receptor tyrosine kinase binding; cell adhesion molecule binding; non-membrane spanning protein tyrosine phosphatase activity
Source: RefSeq, a predicted model, not a curated record
CAAGUGAAGUAGAUAAUAUACAAAAGUGAAAUAAACAAUAAAAAUGAACAGUAAACAUUCAACUCUCUCACCCCUGUGUUUUUUUCUUGGCCUCUCUCUAUAUCUCUCUUCCCCCUCUCCCCUUUCUCUUUCUACAUCUGUCUAUCUUAUUUUUUCUCCCUCUGUUUCUGUGCUUCUCUCCCUCUCUCUCUCUCUGCAACCUACAACGUGCGUUCAUGCCAUUGUAAGAUGUAGUGGACAGAGGCAGGCAGAAGAUUAAAAUAGAUUUGCCAUUAUCCUUGCAUUGUUGCUAUUAAUAACUCGAAAGGGAGUUCGUGGAGGGCUAUUUUCUUAUCAAGACGUGUGUAAUCAUGCAUUUCAAUACGAAAAUUGGCAGCAUUUAGGAUACAGUUUGUUAUUUCAACUAGUUACCUUCUCAUGAACAGCACUGAUAUGACGUGAGGUCCCAUAAGUAGGUCAUGAUUGAGAUGAUAUAAAAUUGUCUUUAAUUUGCUUGCCCUCCCCUUUUGGUUUUAGAGGCUAUAUAAUAUUGAAUUCGAUUAUAUAAUACAGGCAAAUGUUUGAUUGGCAAUAGACUAGGCCUCUACACGCAUGCACCAGACACAAGCGCACGCUCCUUCAGUCUGUUCUUCAUUGUUCUGCUAUUCCACCUGUAAGCAAUCUGACAUGAACCAAGUGGAUAUUAUGGACACAGUAUAAUUUUUUUUUUAAAUACACACUUUAGUCUUUGUGUAAGCCACACCGACCCGUAGUAGAAUGAGUAUCCCUGAAUGUGGGCUUUGGAGGCGGGUUAUCCGGCGAUAUUGUCUUUGGAGUUGAACAUUGUUCUACAAACGCUCUCCCCAGUGCAUGCUCUCCAACACGGACACCGCGAAGCCCUAAAGGGAAGGCUUGCUUUAUUAGACUAUCCCUUCUCAUUCGACUACACCUUUCUAAGACUGCUAUGACGUCUCGCAGGUGGUUCCACCCKAACAUCACCGGCAUCGAGGCAGAGCAGCUCCUCUUGACCCGGGGGGUCCAUGGCAGUUUCCUAGCRCGGCCGAGCAAGAGCAACCCGGGAGAUUUUACUCUCUCUAUCAGGCGGAACAAUGAGGUCACUCACAUUAAGAUCCAGAACUCAGGGGACUACUACGACCUGUAUGGAGGGGAGAAGUUUGCCACGCUGGCAGAGCUGGUGCAGUACUACACAGAGCAGCACGACCUCCUCAGAGAGAGGAACGGAGACGUCAUCGAGCUCAAGUACCCACUCAACUGUAAGGACCCCACCUCCGAGAGGUGGUACCACGGGCACCUCUCUGGGCGCGACGCUGAGAAGCUGCUCAUGGACAAGGGCAAGCCUGGCAGUUUCCUGGUACGGGAGAGCCAGAGCAAACCAGGUGACUUUGUGCUCUCUGUCCUCACCAACGAGGAGAAGCACGAGAACGUAGACCGCAAGACCAAGGUCACCCAUGUCAUGAUUCGCUACCAGCAGGAUGGGAAGUAUGACGUAGGCGGAGGAGAGAGGUUUGACACGCUGGCUGACCUGGUGGAUCACUACAAGAAGAACCCCAUGGUGGAGAAGAGUGGAAUUGUUGUUCACCUCAAACAGCCCUUCAAUGCCACCAGGAUAAAUGCAGCCAACAUUGAGAACAGGGUGAAGGAACUAAACAAAGUGGCAGACAACUCAGAGAAGCCCAAACAGGGAUUCUGGGAAGAGUUUGAGGUGCUACAGCAGCAGGAGUGUAAGCUCCUCUACCCUAGGAAAGAAGGGCAGAGAGCAGAGAACAAGAGUAAAAACAGAUACAAGAACAUCCUCCCUUUUGACACCACACGGGUGGAGAUCAGGGAAGCAGACACAGAUGUGCCUGGCUCCGACUACAUCAACGCCAACUACAUCAGAAGUAUGCAUGAAGAGGGCCGCCACGUGGAGGAGGGCAAGGUGUUCAUCGCCACCCAGGGCUGCCUUCAGAACACGGUGGUGGACUUCUGGAAGAUGGUCUAUCAGGAAAACACACACGUCAUUGUCAUGACCACCAAGGAGAUGGAGAGAGGACGGAACAAGUGUGUGCGUUACUGGCCCGACCUCAACGCCACUAAGGAGUUUGGGAAAGUGAGUGUGAAGAACGUGGAGGAGUGUCCGGCUCAGGACUACAUCCUAAGGGAAUUGGAGGUGACGCGUUUGGACAGGAGGGAGCUGGUGCGGUAUAUCUGGCACUACCAGUAUCUGAGCUGGCCUGACCAUGGCGUGCCCAAUGAGCCUGGGGGAGUGCUCAGCUUCCUGGAGCAGGUCAACCGCACGCAGAGCGCCAUUCCAGACACCGGGCCAAUUGUGGUCCACUGCAGUGCAGGAAUUGGGAGAACAGGCACCAUAAUUGUCAUUGACAUUCUCAUUGACGUCAUCAACAGACACGGAUUAGACUGUGAUAUCGACAUCCCCAAGACCAUCCAGAGGGUUCGUCAGCAGCGAUCAGGCAUGGUGCAGACGGAGGCCCAGUAUAAGUUCAUCUACAUGGCCGUCCAGCAGUACAUUGACACAGCACAGAAGAGACUGGAGGAGGAACAGAGGAACAAAACGAAGGAGAGGGAGUACUCCAAUAUCAAAUACCCCCAGAUGACCAACGCCCGGUCAAAACCCAACAUGACUUGUGUGUCACGCUCCUCCUCUGUGGUGACAAAUGACAACCCGUCCAGUGUGUAUGAGAACUUAAACAUCAAGAACCCAAAGAGCUCUGGGAGCAGCAGUAACACCAGGAGGUAAAGUCCAGCCACGGACCUCUGCCUCUCUCAACCUCUCUUUUCAGCAGAGGUGCCGCUUCGCCAGCGCCUGAUCCAUGGGAAGCCUGUGGAGCUCUGGCCCCGGACCCCCUGGCGGUGGACCCUACCUGGGGUGAAGGUGGAGGUCCUGACCCCUCCUAGUCUCUCCCCUUCUGCUGCCCUGCUGGCUGUCUGGAGCAUCCCCCUCCACGGAGAGAGGGGUGUAGCGCAGGGUUCUUGUCCUUCUAUCUUCACCCCCCACCCCUCUCUCUCUCUCUCUCUCUCUCUCUCUUUGACCUCCACAUGACUCCACAUGACUUCAUGUCUCUUCUACAGGCUCUACCGUUUACUGACAGUGCCUUGUCUACAGACGUGUCUGUAACCCCCCUUCCUCCUCCCACAGUUGUUCCAUCUCACCACCCAAACCCCCUAUCCAUCAACCAUCCCACCAGCCCAACAAAUGUCCUUUGCUUAUUUCUGUUGACUCAAACUAAAUCGACAAAAGAAACAAACCAUUGUGUACUCUUGUGUGAUAUCAAUGUUUAAGUGAUGCUUUGCUCUGUCGUGUUCCAUCGUGCGGUGGAUGGGACAAGAAAGGAUGAAGCUAAGCCAUUUGUCACUCUCAGAAUUCGCUCCUCUCUCUUUCUCUUUUUCUCUUUCUCUCUCUCUCUCUCUCUCUCUCUCUCUCUCUCUCUCUCUCUCUCUCUCGCUCUCUCUGCUGGCUCUCAUCGACUUGAAUCAAAGACUUUAGCAAUGUUCUAUUCUUGCUAGCAGCAGUCAUUACUGCAGUGUUGAGCGAUUUUACCACGUGAGGCACUGGCGCAGACAAGCUUACUCCUUACUCAACCCUCUCCCAUACCUUCAUUUUGAAAGUUGAGGAAAGUCAGGGUAUUCGCAAUGGCCCUUUGUCAGUGAGUUUUUUUUAUUUUUUAAAAGUGGAUAUUUUCCAUUUCUAUACAGGGAAGUAUUUCUUCAAUAUAGUUUGAGAUGUACUUGUUAAUCCCACCUGUCCCACCGAUGGUCUCUUGUGCCAAUAGAAGACAUGCUCAUCUACUUUAGUGAUUCCACCAUUGCAGUUGCUGAGCGCCUAUUCAGUCAAUAAUAACAAGCUCCUCUCCAGACUUACUCAUGAAAUGUUUCUAUUUAUUUAGUUUGAAUCUGUGUCCUUUCAAUUGAUUCUUGUUUAUUUUAUUGUUAUUAUUGGUGUGAUUUUGUAAUGCACAGGAUAUGUUUAUGUUUUUGUUUAUUGGGGGAAAUGAAAAAGCGGUGUGGUAUUGCCUCCAACGGAAGAAAGAUCCAAUUCCAUUGUUAUGAAUUGACAAAAAAGCACAAUUUUCUGCCCCGCACUUGCUCUGCAGAUCCUGGUUGAUAUGCGGGAAAUUAACAUAGUUUGAGGUCAACGUUGGCCUCAGAGAAAGUCUGCAAAGGUUUUCAUCCUAAUCGAAUGGCAUAACAAACAGGGUUAAACAUCUGCCAAGCGAGAGAUAGGAGAAGAUGGGAGAGGAUAGGAGAGAAGUCAGGAUUCUAGCCUGGCUCACUGACAUGGGCUGCCAUCGCUGAAGUCUUUAGCCAAACAUUACUGGGCCAGAUGGCCUACAGCCCAUGAUUAAAUCAUAGAUUUAUCUCCAAAAAGCAAUCUACAAGAUGGCUAUAAUCCAGGCUUGACGAUGGUGGGAGUAAAAACCUACGUCAGUGAUGAUGUCAUAAGGAGGGAGGCGCCGCACAGCAAAGAGCCUUCUGUAAUAUAUUUUUACAUAUACAUGUACAUAAUGGGCAGUGGCUUCUUUCUGACAGACGGCAUGCUAACUAUUCUUACCAUUUUGCAUAAAAAUCUAAUGUUGAAGAUGUUCGCACUGGAUUUAGCCAGCGGCACAAUGAUGUCAUCCUUUUGAACAAGCCAGUUGUUUGGCUACAUAGAGGUUGUGUUACCUGCUGUGUGAGUCGGGCUGUACUUGUACAUGGUUCAGGCCUUUUUAACUAAGGCUUGGCAGCACAUCUGAGGGCUGCAUUUGCUACAUCGUCCCUUGCUCGUCCUAACACCAAUGCAGUAACUUUCAGUAAUACUGAAAGUAUGAAUUGUCAGUAUUUCCCUUUUAGCCGAAAUGUCUGUAUUUCAGAAAGCACAGCUAAAUCAGUCCUAAUAGGAUACGUCAUUCUCGAUAUUGUAUUCAUGCUACACUGAACUCCAAAAGUAUUGGGACAGUGACACAUUAUUUUUAGUUUUGGCUCUGUACACCAGCACUUUUUACAAUGAUACAAUGAUUACGGAUAGUCCUGAAUGAAUCGUGAAUAAUGAUGAGUGAGGAAGUUAGACACACAAAUAUCAUUAUC